AUGCCGGACGGAGUCUGUGCCAACGCGCUGCACGGCGCUAAAAUCGCCUAUGCGGCCAGCUACCUCGCCGAUCUUAUCAGCGAGGUUCGCCUCUCUGAUGAGCCUGCGCUCGACGCAGGCACGAGUGGCCCCGAGAGCCUCUUUGCGGGCCACCUCGACCAACUCCACGUCACCGGCGAGCCUGACGCGUUCCCCAUCAACGUGGUGGUUGACGUCGUUCUGGACGAGCUUCUCGACCUGGUGUUCUUGCGCCUCCCCUCGUAUCUCGACCUCGUCCGCGCCGCGUGCGCGUGCAGGCGCUGGCGCCGUGUAAUCGCGGGCGACGGCGGCGGCUUCCUCCGUCGGUUCGGCUCUCCCCGAGGCGCGUCGUCCCCCCACGUCGUCGGCCGCUACCGCGUCGACGCGCGCCACCAGCACCCGCGUCCGCCUGGCCGUAACCCCGUCUUCGUCCCCUCCUCGCGGCAGAGGGGUACCGUGGCCCAACGGAACCUGGCGCUUGACUUCCUCCCGCGGGGGGAAUAUGGGGGGCGUUGCUGGGAGCUCGUGGACAGCCGGGGCGGCCUCCUCCUCCUCCUCGCCGACGAGGGGAUUUACACGGUGCUCCUCGUCUGCGACCCCCUGGCGCGGCGCUACAAGGAGAUCCCUAACUCGGCGUGGUUCCGCGACUGCGAUUUCCUAGGCGCCUUCCUUCUUGAUGGCGAGGACGCCGGCACGCGCUUCAGCAUGUCAAAUUUCAGGGUGACGUGCGCCGUCUAUUCCUGCGGGCAUCGUAUCGUCAGGGCCUGCGCCUUCUCGUCCGUUCGCGGCGGCCGCUGGACCUCCGGCGCCGGACGCAGCAGCACUGCAGACUGCGGAUUGGGUAUCAUCCACUUCGCGGGGAGCGACGACGGGUUCGCCUACUGGACGGCCGGGGACAACAUUGUUCUUACUCUGGACAAGGACGCCGCCGAGUUCACCUCUUCCGUCUUGCCCGACGACGGGGAGUACGCCGCUCUCCGGAACAAGCACCACGCCACGGAGUACGCCUACCAUCAGCCGUGGCCACCUACGAUCGAAGCUUGUUUGUCCUAGCUGCCGUGGCUUGGAGAUAUCCAUGGUGGCGUCCCAGGUUCUCAAUUCUGCCGUUUAUUGUGAUGUUCCUUGAGCAUGGAGUACCAGGGUCCGUCAUUCUUCUGUAGGCAUAAAGUGGUAACCAGCUUGUCAAUUUUUCAGAUCUUUAAUUGUGUUUGUUCGUAAUCGUUUACUGCUCGGCUCAUUGGAUUGUAUCAGUGCUAGUUUGAACAUUUUCCUGGUCUGGAGAUUCCUUUCGUAAAUGUGAAAUUGUUUGUUUUGGAUUGGAGAA
Triticum aestivum (bread wheat) is the source of this 1342-nucleotide messenger RNA. RefSeq lists its product as uncharacterized. The transcript is spliced from 2 exons. Bases 1 to 1071 code for a protein of 356 amino acids. The record is from RefSeq and is a predicted model, not a curated record. NCBI's taxonomy places the organism in Eukaryota, Viridiplantae, Streptophyta, Magnoliopsida, Poales, Poaceae. Gene Ontology annotation, molecular function: protein binding.